GAAAUAAUACUCAACAUCAUAUAUACAAGGUAACAAAAAAUUGGACAUUCUAGAUUCUAGUUAAUGGUGAAUAUGCAUGUCCUGUAAAAUAAAAUAAUAAUAAAAAAAAAUCUAUCUACCUACAAGAGCUGGCACAUUCGAUGCACGUGUUGUCAUGGUGACGUAUAUCAAACAUGGCUUAGCAACUUAACAUGUUAUGGAUUGAACUUUCCAUCACUUUCCAUUCCAUGAACUCAUUCAUCAAAAAACAAUGACCAUCUUCUCUCUUCAGUCUCAGUUUCUUUCAUGUAAGAUUCCACAAAUUCCAUCACACUCUAAAGCUUCAAUCUUCAGAGAAAACACCAACCAACAAUUUACUCUGUCCGGAGUUUCAUUCUUGAAGCCAAGGAUUACUCUCUGCUAUUCUUCAAAAGAUGGUGACAACACACCAAGUGAAAGCAGCAACUUUUGCAUCAUUGAGGGGCCAGAAACGGUUCAGGAUUUUGUUCAGAUGCAGCUUCAGGAAAUUCAAGACAACAUAAAGAGUAGGCGCAAUAAAAUCUUUCUUCUCAUGGAAGAGGUGAGAAGGUUGCGUGUGCAGCAGCGCCUAAAAAGUUUGAGAAAAGUUGUGAAUGAGGAGGGAGAGGAAGAAACAAAUGAGAUGCCGGAAAUUCCAUCAUCAAUUCCAUUCCUUCCUCAUGUGACUCCCAAGACUCUGAAGAAGCUCUAUACAACAAGCAUAUCAUUCAUGUCUGGAAUAAUUGUAUUUGGCGGGCUUAUUGCGCCAACGCUUGAGCUAAAAUUAGGCAUUGGUGGAACCUCAUAUGAAGAUUUCAUAAGAAGCAUGCAUUUGCCUUUGCAACUAAGUCAAGUCGAUCCGAUUGUGGCAUCGUUUUCAGGCGGGGCAGUAGGCGUGAUUUCGGUGCUGAUGUUAAUUGAGGCUAGUAAUGUUGAGCAGCAAGAGAAAAAAAGGUGCAAGUAUUGCCAUGGAACCGGAUACUUAGCUUGUGCUCGGUGUUCGGCGAGUGGUGUAUGCUUGAACAUUGAUCCUAUUUCGGUGUCUAGUACAUCGACAAAACCUCUGCAAGUUCCGACAACCAAAAGGUGUGGAAACUGCUCCGGUUCUGGAAAGGUUAUGUGUCCAACAUGCCUUUGCACUGGGAUGAUGAUGGCAAGUGAACAUGAUCUGAGAAUAGACCCAUUUGACUAACUCUAAACUUUGAUUUUCAGCACUUGUAAUUUUGCUACAUUCUCUAAACUUAUAUAUGUGAUACCAUUAUACUUUGCAAGGAAAGUUUAUCAUAGCUCCAUUUCAUUGUGUUUGUAGGGUUAAAAUCUUUGUCAAGUUCUAUUCUCUUUCCUAGUUUCACUUUAAUCUAAGGUUUUGGCA
Arachis stenosperma is the source of this 1369-nucleotide messenger RNA. RefSeq names its product protein ORANGE-LIKE, chloroplastic. Lineage: Eukaryota; Viridiplantae; Streptophyta; Magnoliopsida; Fabales; Fabaceae. The coding region runs from base 251 to 1189 and encodes 312 amino acids. The transcript is spliced from 8 exons. The record is from RefSeq and is a predicted model, not a curated record. Gene Ontology annotation, cellular component: chloroplast membrane.